UUUAUUUUUGUGUGUGUUGUAGGAUUGGUCAAAAGGGAAAGGGUACGGUGGUUACAAAACGUCCAGCUGGGGCUUGUGUAACACGGCCAGUAAGACAGUAACCAGAUUUCCAUACAAGUGGUGGCAGCCAUGGAUUUAGAGCCAUUCGAGCGGGCACAGAUUGACGAUGUUCUGCAGCAGUUGGAGAGUGGCAGUGUGCAGGCUGACGAGUUCCUCUGCUUGGUCUUGUCCAUACUGGGCAGCAGCCGCACUUACUCGCAAUUCCCUGCUAUCCUGCAGAGCCUCAGUAGGAAGGAGCCGGCAAUGUACAGAGAACUGAUGGACUUACACGCUGAGUAUUUCCGCAAGGAGCCUGCUGACCUGGAGACACUGGGGUAUGAGACAGACUUGGAACUAGCUAUUGCCCUGUCUCUACAGGAACAUAAUCAACUGACAGACACAGCUUCAUUUGCUUCUGAAGUGGACCCAGCUCCUAAAAUUUCCUUUGCAGAUGCUGCUAAAUUGUCACAUUUUUCACAUAAGCACAAUAAAAAAAAUUCCUCCUCAAAGACUGAAAUUACUAAGUUAAAAGAUAAUGUGGCUGCGAUGAAUCUUUACCAGGAAAGAAAACGGUAUCAUAUUAAUGGGCAGGAGAAGACUUGUAUAAGUAACUGUUAUAAUGGCCAGCCUGAGCCAGAAGAUUGUGUACUAAAAUCUGAAGAUGGUGAAGACGUUUUCCAUGUAGAGACUUCUAGGCCAAGAGAGAGCAAGGCUAAGCAUAGCAGGAGAAGCCGGAAAAAAAAAAAGUCUGCUCCAUCACGGGGUCUGGUAGCAAUGAAACCAGUUCUUGUUUGGUUUAGGAGAGACCUGCGUUUACAUGAUAAUCCAGCAUUAAUUUCUGCUCUUGAGCAUGGAGUCCCAGUCAUCCCUGUUUUCCUGUGGUGCAUCAAUGAGGAAACUGGACAGAACUUCACAUUGGCCACUGGAGGGGCUACCAAAUACUGGCUUCACCAUGCCUUACUCAAACUCAACCAGAGUCUGAUACAGAGGUUUGGCAGCCACAUUAUUUUUAGGGUGGCCCGUUCAUGUGAAGAGGAACUUGUAUCUCUUGUGCAUGAAACAGGGGCAGACACUAUCAUAAUCAAUGCUGUGUAUGAACCAUGGCUGAAAGAAAGAGAUGAUCUUAUUUCGGAAACCUUACGAAGACAUGGGGUUGAGCUUAAAAAACACCAUUCGUACUGUCUAUAUGAACCUGAUUCAGUCAGUACAGAAGGGGUUGGACUCAGAGGAAUUGGCUCCGUUUCACAUUUCAUGAGCUGCUGUAAGAGGAACAACUCUGCACCAAUCGGAAUGCCACUAGAUGCUCCAAGGUGUCUCCCCGCUCCUUGCAACUGGCCUGAAUCUGAUCAUCUAGAUACACUGGAGUUAGGAAAAAUGCCACACAGGAAAGAUGGCACUUUGAUUGACUGGGCUGUGACUAUCAGGGAAUCCUGGGAUUUCAGUGAAGAUGGAGCUUAUACAUGUUUAGCAAACUUCCUACAAGAUGGAGUGAAGCAUUAUGAGAAGGAAUCUGGCCGUGCAGACAAACCUUAUACAAGCCAUAUCUCUCCAUAUCUCCACUUCGGGCAGAUUAGUCCCCGCACAGUAUUGCAUGAAGCUUAUUUUACAAAGAAGAAUGUGCCUAAAUUUCUAAGGAAACUUGCUUGGAGAGACCUAGCGUAUUGGCUGCUGAUCCUGUUCCCUGACAUGCCCUCAGAACCUGUCAGACCUGCAUAUAAAAGUCAGCGCUGGAGCAGUGAUCUAAAUCAUUUAAGGGCAUGGCAGAAGGGGCUGACUGGGUAUCCUCUGGUUGAUGCUGCAAUGAGAGAACUGUGGCUUACUGGUUGGAUGUGCAACUACUCAAGGCAUGUGGUUGCCUCAUUCUUGGUAGCUUAUCUGCAUAUCCAUUGGGUACAUGGCUACAGAUGGUUCCAGGACACUUUACUGGAUGCAGAUGUGGCCAUUAAUGCAAUGAUGUGGCAGAAUGGGGGAAUGUCAGGGUUGGAUCACUGGAAUUUUGUAAUGCAUCCUGUAGAUUCUGCACUGACUUGUGACCCAUAUGGCUCAUAUGUGCGGAAGUGGUGUCCAGAACUUGCUGGCUUGCCAGAUGAAUACAUUCACAAGCCAUGGAAAUGCGCACCUUCUCAACUUCGACGUGCAGGUGUAAUCCUUGGUCGGAACUAUCCCCAUCGUAUAGUUCUAGACUUAGAAGAAAGGCGUGAACAGUCCUUAAAAGAUGUAGUUGAAGUCCGAAAGAAGCAUUUGGAAUAUUUAGAUGAGGUUUCAGGAUGUGAUAUGGUUCAGAUUCCUGACCAACUGUUAGCGCUUACUUUGGGACAUACCAGUGGUGAAGAUGAAGUUGUAAGAAACAGAACAGGUUCAUUCCUUUUGCCAGUCAUCACCCGUAAGGAGUUCAAAUAUAAAACGCUGCAGCCCGAUACCAAGGAUAACCCUUACAACACUGUACUAAAGGGAUAUGUCAGUCGCAAGCGUGAUGAGACCAUAGCUUAUAUGAAUGAAAGGCACUUCACAGCAAGUACCAUAAAUGAGGGGGCACAAAGACAUGAAAGAAUAGAGAGGACCAAUCGGUUAAUGGAAGGUCUUCCAGCUCCAAGCGAUGCAAAGAAUAAAAGCCGAAGAACACCAAAGAAAGACCCUUUCUCUAUAAUUCCUCCAUCAUAUCUACAUCUUGCUAAUUAGAAUGUAUGUCCCAUUUUUAUUAUGUCAACUAAACAGAUAUUUAUAUUUAAUUUAAGCCUUAUUAAAAAAAAAAAAAAAAUGACUGACAUUUGUCAGUUUUUACUGACCCUUGUAGUGGAACAUUUGUCUUAGAGAUUCAGCUAAAAACUGAAUCUUAAUUUUCCAACGCAGAUCUGAGCACAAUGAAUAAUAUCAUCAUCUCUGAACAAAAAAUUGUGGUAGACAGUUUUCCAGACUAUUAAAGGACAAAGAAGAAACAGCUGAGUCCAGUGCAUCCCAAUUUUGGUGAGGCUUACUUCAUAAUGUAAAAAGAAUAAAAGUUUCACACCAAACUCAAAUCCAAAUAAAGGCAGCUCGCAGUAGUGUAGAAUACUCGGCUUCAUUCACACCAUCCAGGAAGGUAAAAACUCCCAUAAUAUAUUACCAAUGGUAUAGUUACAAGGUUUCAAAAAUCCUGUACCCACUUAGCAGGCAAUGUGAGUAAAAUGUAUUAGGUAAGGGUUCCGCCUAUAUAGUUACAAAUACAAUGUUGAGGAUUACUUUUCAAAAGACAGCUUGAUACCCUCAGCAUUUCAGCAAUGGCAAGCCAUUCAAUUGAUGUGUGGAAAAGCUAAAACAGGUGUCUGCUCACAAAAUGGAUACAAUUAUCAAAUGAGAAAUUGCUCUGCUCCUGGCUUCCAAAGUGUCUUAUGAGGCUCCAUCCCACUUCAUCAGGGAAUGUGUCAGUGUGUACAGCAUCUUUAAAGCACCGUUACCAUGAAUUGACACCAGCAACCACUAGACAUAUAUAUAGCUAGAACAAUAGGUUCAAGUGCAAGUGGUUGUUGGGAGCUUGCCACAGCAACCGCUAUAAAAUUGUUACCAGUGCAAUAGUGACAAAAAACACGAGCAAUAAAAUCAAAUUGAAUACAUACCCAGAGCCCAAAAGCUCUCCAACAUUAGAGAAACAUCAGUAUUAAAUCCUGAUUUUAUUGCUCAUGUUUAUGUCACUAUUGCACUAGUAGCACUUGCUGGGGCAAGCUUCUAGCAACCACAUGCACUUUAUAUGCGCCUUUAUUGUUGUAUAGGUAUAUAGGUAGGAGGGUGAGCACGCACCUGGUGGUGGACCCUAACCUGAAACAUUUUACUCACAUUCCCUUCUCAUUGGUAAUAGGAUUUUAAAACCUUGUAAUAAUACCAUUGGUGAUACACUAUUGGAGUUUUCACUUGUGCGCUCUCUUUUUAUAGGCCUGUAUUUGGAAUGCUUUUCUCAGCUGUAUGGCUGUACUUUGUGGAUUGGCUAAUCUCUGGUUAUUUAAAUAAGAGGAGAAAAAAAAAUCUGAAUCAGAGGUUCCUAACACUGUGCAGUUCUUUUCCUGGACCCAGAGUUUCCAUAUUAAUAGAAACAUAUGGGUAAUUUUGCAAUAGUACUAUUAUUAUUAAUAAAACUACUGCAAAAUUACCCAUACAUUUCUAAGUACCACAUUAAUUAUACUUAAGCUCAGUUAAGACAUGAGAAAGAUCAUCUGAGUCUUCUGAUAUUGUUUCCAAGUACAGCACUAUAAGUUAUUAGAACUGACCAGCAGGUGGUGCUGUUAUUAAAGUAUAUUGGCAGUUAAUAAAAACUAAUAGCUCUGAAACUAGUAAGGCAGUUUAAAGCUACUGAGGUGCAGUGUAUAUUUAUAUUACUAUUUUAUCUGCACUAGAGUAAUUAAAAGUUGAUUGACUGCUCAGAAAUACUGGUGUCGGUCAGAGCUUUCCCUUAUUGAUAUAUAAGCCUACAUGGGACAUCUUUAUUUGAGGCAAACAGCAUUUUUUUACUUGAAUUUUGAACAAAAGUACAAUUAAUACUUUAUAAUUAAUACUGUUUAAAUAGCCCAAAGAGUGUGGCAUGCACACACACAUUUUUUGUGCCUCUUUCCAAGCUGCAAUUAACAGGUUUUAGUGUUAAGAGACCCUAGGCAAGCACAAAACAGACUGAUUUAUUAUAAU
Molecule: messenger RNA, 4689 nt
Organism: Xenopus tropicalis (tropical clawed frog)
Lineage: Eukaryota; Metazoa; Chordata; Amphibia; Anura; Pipidae
Product: provisional ortholog of cryptochrome circadian regulator 1
Exons: 8
Coding region: 130-2718 (862 amino acids)
Source: RefSeq, a predicted model, not a curated record